Messenger RNA from Candidozyma haemuli, 1362 nucleotides. RefSeq names its product S8 family peptidase. Lineage: Eukaryota; Fungi; Ascomycota; Pichiomycetes; Serinales; Metschnikowiaceae. Gene Ontology annotation, biological process: proteolysis. The record is from RefSeq and is a predicted model, not a curated record. Bases 1 to 1362 code for a protein of 453 amino acids. The transcript has a single exon. Gene Ontology annotation, molecular function: serine-type endopeptidase activity.
AUGAAGUUUUUGACCUUCUCUGCUUCGCUUUUGCUUGCAAGCCAGGCUCUUGGUGCUGUUAUUCCCUUGAACGGGGAGGAAGAUAUCGUCUCUAGAGAGAUAGAGACACCAGGCAGUGCUACUCGUCCAUCAAAGAGAGAAGACGGACCAGCUCCUUUGCUCAGAGUGUUAACUCCAGCUCCUUCUAGAUACGUUGUUAUCUACAAUGAUGACGUCACUGAUGAAGAAAGAGAACAGGAUUCUGCUUGGAUUACUGAUCUUGUUGAGAAGAACUCAAAGAGAGAAGAAGAGGUUCCAGAGGAGGAAGAGGAAGGUUUGAAGUUCUUCGAUUUCGCUUCUGUCAAAGGUUACCUGGGAUACUUCAGUACUGAGGCCUUGAAGGAGAUCCAAGAGAACCCCUUGGUGGACCACGUCGAGGAAGACGAAGUAGUGGAGCUUGCCAGCGUCGAGACGCAGAAGAAUGCUCCUUGGGGUCUUCGUAGACUUUCCACUCGUGAAAAGGUUGAUGAUCCACAAUACGUUUACGACACUGAUGGCGGUAAGGGUGUGACUGCUUAUGUUAUUGACUCAGGAAUCAAGUACCAGGACAGAGAGUUCCAAGGUAGAGCCUCAUACGGAACUGCUCUUGUGUUUCCAUAUAACCAUGGUGAUAUUAUGGGCCACGGUACCCAUGUGGCUGGUACAAUUGGCUCCAAGACGUAUGGUGUUGCCAAGCAAGUCAAGAUUAUUGCUGUUGAUAUCACCAGUAUGGUUGGAAACAUUCAGACCUCUCACUUGCUCCAAGGUCUUGACUAUGUCUACAAGGACCACAUGAAAACGGUGGCAGAUAAACCAAAGGGCUACAAAGGUUCCGUUUUGAAUUUGUCAAUCCAGGGAUUUACUGCUUCGCUGGUAACUAAAGGUGUGGAUGCAUUGAUCGAUGUUGGCGUACAUGUUGUUGCAGCUUCCGGUAACAAGGACAUUGAAGUGUGCUCUUACUCUCUUCCCAAGACGAAGGCAAUCAUUGUUGGUGCAGUUGAUAAGAACGACACUAAGACUUGGUUUUCUAACUACGGCCCAUGUGUGGAUAUCCAUGCUCCUGGUGAAAGAAUCGAAUCUGUGGGUCGUUUGUGGUCGCCAAGUAAGAAGAGUGGUACUUCUUUCGCUGCUCCACAUGUGUCGGGAUUGCUUGCAUACUUCAUCUCUUUGCACCCUGACCUGAACUCUGAGUUUAGCAUAGAUACUAUCAAGCCAAGCGAUCUCAAGACUCAGUUCCUCAAGUAUGCCACUAAGGGAGUUAUCAAGGGUCUUCCAGAAGGAACACCAAACUACCUCGCUUACAACGGUGGAGCUAACCCACUUGAGUUCUGGGGCGAGAAUUAA